Molecule: messenger RNA, 3198 nt
Organism: Anolis sagrei ordinatus
Lineage: Eukaryota; Metazoa; Chordata; Lepidosauria; Squamata; Anolidae
Gene: GATA1
Product: GATA binding protein 1
Biological process (GO): negative regulation of transcription by RNA polymerase II; cell fate commitment; positive regulation of transcription by RNA polymerase II
Cellular component (GO): nucleus
Molecular function (GO): RNA polymerase II cis-regulatory region sequence-specific DNA binding; DNA-binding transcription factor activity, RNA polymerase II-specific; zinc ion binding
Source: RefSeq, a predicted model, not a curated record
GUACUCAGGAACUCUACUAGUGAGAGAUAAGACUGCAAAAGAUAUUACAGAUUGCUGACUUCCACUUUUUUGUUUUUAAUACUUGUACAAGCCUAGCCCCUCAUUUCUUUCUAUAGUUUUGGGAUGAAAUCUGGGAAUGUGGGGUUCCGUACCAGACAUCGUGCAACACAUUGUACUUGUCGAGACCUGGGUGCAAACAUCAGAACUUGAAGUCUGUGUUUCAUUUCCCAAUCCACACACUAGAGCUUUCCAACUGGAGAGCAUCCUUUUCCUUGGGAUCAUAUGGGAAAUAUAUGUCUUUCCACCUCUUUCCCUCUUUCUGUCCUUCAUCCUUCUUGCUAGUCCCUUUUGACAGAGGCGGAGACAGCACUUGGGUGGUGGUUGCUGUGUCAUUUUUUUCUUUUUUUGGCUGUUAGUCCCCUCCUUGUUUGUUGAGCUCUCUUUCUGCCAUCAAUACAGCCCAGGAUCUUGUGGGGAGGACUCAACUUAGAGGCAGAUCAACUGAAAAUUGUUCUCCACUGCCAUCUCAGCCUUUUUUUCCUGAUCAACCAAAGGAGCAAGAGUCAUCCAGAAAGUUAUCAAACUUUGGGCUCCACAUCAGGUUUCAUCCUCUGUGGACCAAAAUUCUGAAAAAGAGAGUCGACAAUGGAUUACUCCACCGUGGGGGGUCAGGAUCCUUCCCCGCAUUAUUUGGAACCUGCCCAUUUACAAGCAAGUGAUGACUCAGACCUCUUCUUCCCUGGUUCAGAUGGCACUGAUACAGCAGCGAUUUCUACAUAUUACUCUCGCACAUCUGAAUCAUAUAGACACUCACCAGUGCGGCAGUUGUAUCCUCUGCUCAAUGGCUUGCAAUGGGUGGAUGGACACCCCUACAGCACAGCAGCCUGGGCUUCUGGGAAGCCUCAUGUUGGACUCCCUAUCUACACUUCCUCUUCAACCGCCUCCUUUCAGACUCUCCAAGCACCUCCCUCACCCAAGGACCUUACCCCCGAGGACCAGAAGGGGAGCCCCAGAUAUCUGGAGAUGCUGAAGACGGAACGGGCAAGCCCCACUCACGUUGAGCUGCUAACAUUGGGGACCUCAACUGGAUCUAUGGCCCACAGCCCUUAUGCUGUGGGGCAAGAAUACGGAUACUUCCAGCAGGCUGGGAGUCCUCUGACAGCCAGAUACUCCCCCAAAGUGCGAGGAGUAGCCCAGCUCUCUCCCACUGAGGCACGUGAGUGUGUGAACUGUGGGGCCACUGCCACUCCUCUGUGGCGAAGGGACGGGACUGGCCACUAUCUCUGUAAUGCCUGCGGACUCUAUCACAAGAUGAAUGGACAGAACCGGCCCCUCAUCCGGCCCAAGAAGCGACUGAUUGUCAGCAAGCGAGCUGGAACCCAGUGCAGCAACUGCCAAACCACCACCACCACCCUCUGGCGCCGCAACGUGAAUGGAGAACCCGUCUGUAAUGCCUGUGGCCUAUACUUCAAGCUGCACAAUGUGAAUCGUCCCUUGGCCAUGCGGAAAGAUGGGAUCCAGACACGGAACCGCAAGGUCUCCUCUUCCAAGUCCAAGAAGCGCAAAGGAAAUUCUGGAGAAGCAACCAUGGCCACAACUACCUCCUUGGAGAUGAUGUCACCUCCUCUGAUGGGGGACGAAGCUGCUGCCCUCUAUACUCUCAGCCCCAUGAUGCUGCCAGGACACCUGCUCCCUUUUGGGCACAACCCACACCUUUUAGGGGCUCCGCCAGGCUAUCCUCCACAGGCUUCUCCUGUCCCGCAUAGCUCUCCUGGAGUUGUCUCUGCACUUGGAUAAAGAGCCUUGUAAUGUACAAGCCCACAUGCAUGUACAGAGACUCCAGGAUAUGAUUGAGAAAGAAGCAUUUCCCCACUGGCAACAUUUGAAAAGCAGCUAUAUGCACUGCCCCUUGAAAUGACAGGAAGAAAGGACAAUAUUGGCAGGGCAAUAUGAGCCCUCACCCUCAUCAGAAGAGUCUAGCAUGGUAUAAUAUUUAACAACAGCAGAUGAAGUGGUGAAAAACGGACAAAUUGUACUAUUUCAGGUUGCAGGUGGGGAAUGGUGAGAUUGUGUUCUUCCCCAUGUUGGAAAACAAUCACUCCCUGUGCAAAAAUGAGCAUAAGGGAUGGGGGUGACUAUUCUAGAAACCUUCUCCGUCUAGUUUCCUAUGUGUGGGGUGUGAGUGUGUGUGUGCAUGUAUGAAAGUGCGUUAUCAUGCAGUGCUUACUUGGCUGCAAAAAAAAAAAAAAAAGGCAGUAGUGUCCCGAAACAGUUUUGCUGUCUUAUUACACCAUCGUUCUUGGUGUCAACUUGGCCGUUAGACUGAAUUAUCUAUGCCAUCAUCCAGCUCCUCUAAUCUGUACACAACUUCUUCCAUUUUUCUCCACACAUACUGUUUUCCUUUCCCAUUCUUUAACAUUCCUAACACAUCUGCAUCCUUCCAUCCCUGUGGAGUUUGCACCUAUUUUUCUGUCUUGCAAAUGUUGAAUGAAAUCUAGUCUGGACACAGGAUAAAAGCUUUUCUCAGCCAUUUUUGCUGUCAUUGUAAUUGCACAAAAUGGGAGACAAACUGGCCCACCAUCUGCAGAAAUCAUAAUUUUUCUACAUCGCCACCCACUCCAUGGUAGAGAGGCAUGCACGUGCAGCAAGGAAGAGUGCAUUUUGUUAAUCUCAAAAUAGAUCCUGUCCUUCUCAACCACUCAAUCAUCACUUUCUGUUUACUCCCUUUCUAACUCUCCUUACUUAUUUCCACAUAUCUACUCAUCACUCUAUGGGCCGUGGUGAUGCAGUGGGUUAAUCUGCUAAGACGCAGAACUUGCUCAUCAGAGAAUUAUAGAAUCAUAAGGUUGGGAGAGACCUCGUCGGCCAUCCAGUCCAACCCCCUGCCAAGAAGCAGGAAAAUCUCAUUCAAAGAUCGGAAUGUCAGCUGUUCGAACCUGUGGACGGGGUGAGCUCCUGUUGUUAGCCCCAGCUUCUGCUAAGCUAGCAGUUUGAAAACAUGCAGAUGUGUGUAGAUCAAUAGGUAUCACUUCAGCGGGAAGGUUAUAGUGCUCCAUGCAGUCAUUCCAGCAACAUGACAUAGGAGGCUUCUAUGGACGACACCGGCUCUUCAGUUUAGAAAUGAUGACAACCAUCCCCCAGAGUUGGACACGACUAGACGUAAUGUCCAGGAGAUACCUUCAGGGCUGUAGCCAGAAA